GAGCAAACACCGAGAUCAUCACCUUCCUCCAGCCCAGUCCCCAGCCUCAGUUUGCAGCUAUCCCUGGCAGGGAGGUAGUCUUUUAUCCCCACACCAAGCUUCAAGAUAUCAAAGGCUGAAGAGCCCAGAGCCAUGCAAGGUCUUGGGAUCCUGCUCUUGCUGCUAACCACCUGCCUGGCCUCCAGGGCUGGUCCUGUGCCAACACUGCCAGACGUCCAACCUCAGGAGAACUUUGAUGUGUCCCGGAUCUAUGGGAAAUGGUUCAACCUGGCCGUGGGCUCCACCUGCCCAUGGCUGAGACGGAUCAAAGACAAGAUGAGCGUGAGCACAUUGGUGCUGCGAGAGGGGGCCACAGAGGCAGAGAUCGGCAUGACCAGCACCCGCUGGCGGAAAGGCGUCUGUGAGGAGACCUCGGGGGUUUAUGAGAAGACAGACAUCGCUGGAAAGUUCCUCCACCACAAAUCCAAAUGGAAUGUAACCUUGGAAUCCUAUGUUGUCCAUACCAACUAUGAUGAAUAUGCCAUUUUCUUCACCAAAAAGUUCAGCCGCCACCAUGGACCAACCAUUACUGCCAAGCUCUAUGCCCGGGAACGGCACCUGAGGGACAGCCUUCUGCAGGACUUCAAGGACAUGGCCCUGGGUGUGGGCAUUGGUGAGGACUCCAUCUUUAUCAUGGCUGACAGAGGGGAAUGUGUCCCUGGGGAACAGGAGUCAGACCCCACUUCACUUCCGAGAGUCCGGAGAGCGGUGCUGCCCCAAGAAAGUGAAGGAUCAGGGGCUGGGCCAGUGGUAACCGACUUUACCAAGAAAGAAGAUUCCUGUCAGUUGAAAUACUCUGAAGGCCCCUGCCUAGGGAUGGUAGAGAGAUACUUCUACAAUGGUGCAUCCAUGGCCUGUGAGACUUUCCAGUAUGGGGGCUGCCUGGGGAAUGGCAACAAUUUCAUCUCUGAAAAGGAGUGUCUCCAGACAUGCCGAACAGUGGCGGCCUGCAAUCUCCCUAUAGUCCAAGGCCCCUGCCGAGGCAACAUGAAGCUCUGGGCUUUCGAUGCUGUAAAGGGGAAAUGUGUUGAAUUCAUCUAUGGGGGUUGCCAAGGCAACGGGAAUAAGUUCUACUCUGAGAAGGAAUGCAAGGAGUACUGUGGAGUCCCUGGUGAUGGGGAUGAGGAACUGCUGCGCUUGUCCAACUGAAGGCUCUGGUCUGCAAGCCAGAGAGUGGCCACUGUUCACGUCCUAGUGCAGGCUGGCUCAGGUGACCUAGAACCAAAUAAAACCAAACUGUCAACUCCUGGCA
Molecule: messenger RNA, 1291 nt
Organism: Nannospalax galili (Upper Galilee mountains blind mole rat)
Lineage: Eukaryota; Metazoa; Chordata; Mammalia; Rodentia; Spalacidae
Gene: Ambp
Product: alpha-1-microglobulin/bikunin precursor
Exons: 10
Coding region: 133-1188 (351 amino acids)
Cellular component (GO): cell surface; plasma membrane
Molecular function (GO): serine-type endopeptidase inhibitor activity
Source: RefSeq, a predicted model, not a curated record